AUGAAUCUUCUACUAUUAUUUUUUCCAAUAUACGUUUUAGCCACUAUUCACAAAAUCGAACUUUACGUCAACUCAGCAAAUCAAGAAAUCAACGGACACAGGGUCUCUUACAGAACCGGGAAAUUUCCUAGUUAUGAUUUAUACAUUGACGACCAAACUUCUUUUUACCAAUACGAUGAUGCUAAGAAAGUCAUUUACUAUGAUAACAAAGUUAGAUUUUAUUUAACUGUAAUCAAUAACAUACUUCAAUUGAGUCCAAACACUCCGUUAUCAAUAAAUAUUCAGCCUGAUGGAAAAAUAUUGGAUAACACUUAUGCAGUGGAAAGCUCAAGUAUAGCUGAAGCUAGUGCUAAAAAGAAUUAUAACAUUUGGUAUGGCACUGAUCCACCAAUUGAUGCGAUUCCCUUGUCUAUUCAUGCCAGUUAUCUAUAA
Molecule: messenger RNA, 432 nt
Organism: Candida dubliniensis CD36
Lineage: Eukaryota; Fungi; Ascomycota; Pichiomycetes; Serinales; Debaryomycetaceae
Exons: 1
Coding region: 1-432 (143 amino acids)
Source: RefSeq, a predicted model, not a curated record